AUGACCUUCCACGCGGAGCCUCAAGACUACACGCACUACGUCCCGCCGAGCGCGAUCUCGACGCGUUACUACGCACUCAGCAACCCCUACGCAUACCCCGCAGAACAGCCCACUCACUCCGCUAUGCACGCCGGAAAUCCCCUUCCGGCCGAAGCGGCGCCCUCUGGCGCGCCCGCGACGGGCCCCCCUGCCGUCACGGCAGAAGGCGCCCCGCAGACGUCGUUCACGACGUCUACCUCCCCCGCGCGCGUUGACCCUGUUCUUCCAAAACAAAGAAGAAACAGGGACGACCCCGGCGGCGAGUCUCGCCCACUGGCGCAGCCCGCAUCACUGCACGAGGUAGGCCCCGCCCUCCUUCGCCUUGGACAGAACCCAAAGGUUAACGUCGCGUGCUCUUACCCGCAGGAAUUUCAACCGGGCCGCUGGGGUCCCGCAGCAGCAGCAGCGGCGUUCGGUGCGCCCGCCGGAGGCGCGGGCUUCCAUUACGCCCGCGCGCAGACGCCGCCCGCCAUUGUGCCUUCGCAAUGGAAGCUAGGCGCCGCGCUCGACGAGCUGCGCUUCAGCAACCGCGUCAACGAUCGCCGAACCACGGCCAUGGCCGCCUCGUCCAGCCAGCCAUACCCGCCGACGCGCCCGGGGCCGUCGUCUCCCUUGAGCAGGGAGGACGCCGCACGCCUCGCCGCCCUCAAGAUGCAGCUCGGGCUGCACGACGGCGCCGAGCGCGCGGGCCCUAGCACGAGCGCCGCCGCGAACCCGUCGCCGUCCGCGAGCACGCCGGGGACGGACAGCGAGGGCGAAUACGUCAUGAACAAGUCGGCCAUCUACUCACCGACGACCGGGCGCAAGCUCGCGCUGUCCGCAGAGCCCGGCGGGAAGGCGUCCGUGCAGAUCGUGCCGGGCACGACGUCCGCGAAGAGGCCGUACAAGCGCGGCACGCCCGUCGCGUGCGCGUUCUGCCGCAAGCGCAAGAUCGCGUGCGGGGGCCCGCAGGAAGGCGACGAGGCGCGGCGGUGCGGGUGA
This is a messenger RNA of Trametes versicolor FP-101664 SS1, 1020 nucleotides long. RefSeq lists its product as uncharacterized. The transcript has 2 exons. The coding region runs from base 1 to 1020 and encodes 339 amino acids. NCBI's taxonomy places the organism in Eukaryota, Fungi, Basidiomycota, Agaricomycetes, Polyporales, Polyporaceae. The record is from RefSeq and is a predicted model, not a curated record.